Molecule: messenger RNA, 483 nt
Organism: Belonocnema kinseyi
Lineage: Eukaryota; Metazoa; Arthropoda; Insecta; Hymenoptera; Cynipidae
Product: histone H3
Exons: 1
Coding region: 38-448 (136 amino acids)
Cellular component (GO): nucleosome
Molecular function (GO): protein heterodimerization activity; structural constituent of chromatin; DNA binding
Source: RefSeq, a predicted model, not a curated record
GCAGCUAACUUUCGUUUCGUAAGCAGUAUCUUUUAAAAUGGCUCGCACCAAGCAGACCGCUCGUAAAUCAACUGGUGGAAAGGCACCAAGGAAACAGUUGGCCACCAAAGCCGCUCGGAAGAGUGCACCUGCCACUGGCGGAGUGAAGAAACCCCACAGGUACAGGCCUGGAACUGUCGCUCUGCGUGAAAUUCGUCGUUACCAGAAAAGCACUGAGCUUUUGAUCCGCAAAUUACCCUUCCAACGUCUCGUUCGUGAAAUCGCUCAGGAUUUCAAGACUGACUUGCGUUUCCAAAGCUCUGCUGUUAUGGCUCUUCAGGAAGCUAGUGAGGCUUACUUGGUUGGACUUUUCGAAGAUACCAACUUGUGCGCUAUUCACGCCAAAAGAGUUACUAUCAUGCCAAAAGACAUCCAAUUAGCUCGCCGUAUUCGUGGAGAACGUGCUUAAUUCUGGUUUGUACCAAACAAUCGGCCCUUUUCAGG